AGCGCCCGUUGUUCGUCAUUACAGCUCUCAAGCUCCCGCUGUAGCGGGGUGACCACCCCACCGGAACAGCGAUCUACCGCCGCCGAUGUAGCGCCUGGAAUCUUACGUAAGGCACUAAUUAGCAUACGGCGCCCCAGGAGCUUAGCACUCGCCAAACAACGCAGCUCCAACGUCAUAAUACAUUUCAGACAACAGGCUGGGUUGCGUUCAUUUGCAAAAAUUAGCACAACAUGGCAACCAUGGCAUUGGACGAUGUGAACCCGCUUGCGGAAUCAGGCAUCACGAUGCACUCAGACAGCGAGCAGUAUGGCCAAACCGAAGACAUAUCGACGUCACCGGCCUCGUCAGGCUCACCUGUUAUACUAUACAGGCCAACAUCGAUAUGGACAAUAGUUAGAGGCGCUGCAAUUAACUUGCUUCUGCCGUUUAUCAAUGGCAUGAUGCUGGGAUUCGGCGAGCUGUUUGCCCACGAAGCUGCCUUUAGAUUAGGAUGGGGCGGUACCAAGGUUUUCCCCAUGUCAAGACGAAGAGUACACCCUAUGGGACCGGGUGUCGAAAUCCGCGAGCGACGCAGCUCCCCUCGCCCCGGCUUUGACGACAUCACGAGCUUGGAAUAGUGUAUUAUAGCGUUACAUACUUUGACUUUCUCUGCAAAAGGUUCAUGUUUUAUUUUCCUUUGUUUUCAGCCAUCUAUCGUCGAUAUCAACCGACACGGUCUUUUGGCGUUAUCGCAGGUGUAUGCACUAGUUAGCUGGUAAUGCAUAUAUUUCGCCCACGUACAUACGCUUCUUAAUCCUCCAGCUUCAUAUUCUCUCUUUUACAAUCCAAAACAUCAUUAUUUGACUUUUAA
Molecule: messenger RNA, 850 nt
Organism: [Torrubiella] hemipterigena
Lineage: Eukaryota; Fungi; Ascomycota; Sordariomycetes; Hypocreales; Clavicipitaceae
Source: the annotation of a GenBank genome assembly